Molecule: messenger RNA, 1821 nt
Organism: Oryza sativa Japonica Group (Japanese rice)
Lineage: Eukaryota; Viridiplantae; Streptophyta; Magnoliopsida; Poales; Poaceae
Source: RefSeq, a predicted model, not a curated record
CCCCGCCCAAACAACACCGGCCACCACACGACGCAGCAGCAGCGAGAAACGAACGUCGAAGAAGAAGAAGACGAGGGGGAAAAACCGCGGAAAACCACGCGCCGCUGGGCGCGCGCUGGGCUGGGCCCCUCGCGCGCGACGCGACACGACACGACACGACACGACGGCACGAGCCCACCCCGUCUCCCUCCCGUCUCCCUCCCCCUCCCCCUCCCCGGCCGCUGCCUGCCUCGGCAGCCCAUGUGCUCACAUGCCACUCCGCCUCGCCACUCUCUUCCCCCCUCCUCCUCUCCUAGCCUAGCCUAGCCACUGCUCGCUCGCUUGCUCACUUGCUCUGUUGCUCACCACCACCACCACCACCACACGGCGGGAUGAAGGAGGGCGGCGGCGAUGGAGGGUUCGUGCGGGCAGACCAGAUCGACCUCAAGAGCCUGGACGAGCAGCUGGAGCGCCACCUGAGCCGCGCGUGGACCAUGGAGAAGCGCAAGGAGGAGGCGGCCGCCGACCAGCGUGGCAGCAAGCCGCCCGCGCUCGCCGCCGCGCACUACUCGCAGAACCGCAGGCAGCGGAGGGAGGAGUGGGAGAUCGACCCCGCCAAGCUCGUCGUCAGGGGGGUCAUCGCCCGCGGCACCUUCGGCACCGUCCACCGCGGCGUCUACGACGGCCACGACGUCGCAGUGAAAUUACUUGACUGGGGAGAGGAUGGGCAUAGGUCCGAACAAGACAUCGCAGCACUAAGAGCAGCUUUUUCACAAGAGGUCUCUGUCUGGCAUAAGCUGGACCAUCCAAAUGUUACAAAGUUUAUAGGGGCUAUAAUGGGCGCCAGGGAUCUAGAUAUUCAAACAGAAAGCGGACAUCUUGCCAUGCCAAGUAAUAUCUGCUGUGUUGUUGUGGAGUACCUUGCUGGGGGUUCACUAAAAGGAUUUCUGAUAAAGAAUAGGAGAAAGAAGUUAGCUUUUAAAGUUGUGGUUCAGAUAGCUCUUGACCUUGCCAGGGGGUUAAGUUAUCUUCACUCAAAGAAGAUCGUGCACCGUGAUGUAAAGACUGAAAAUAUGCUUCUUGACAAGACAAGAACUGUGAAAAUUGCUGAUUUUGGUGUUGCUCGGCUUGAGGCUUCAAAUCCCAGUGAUAUGACAGGGGAAACAGGCACCCUUGGUUACAUGGCUCCUGAGGUUCUCAACGGCAGUCCAUACAACAGGAAAUGCGAUGUUUAUAGCUUUGGGAUUUGUUUAUGGGAGAUAUACUGCUGUGAUAUGCCAUAUCCAGAUUUGAGCUUCUCAGAGGUCACGUCUGCUGUUGUUCGUCAGAAUUUAAGGCCUGAGAUGCCACGCUGCUGUCCAAGUUCUCUGGCAAACGUGAUGAAACGCUGCUGGGAUGCGAACCCUGACAAGCGACCUGAGAUGGCCGAGGUGGUGUCUAUGUUGGAGGCGAUCGAUACUUCGAAGGGUGGAGGCAUGAUCCCUGUAGAUCAGCGACAAGGAUGCCUUUCAUGCUUCAGGCAGUACAGGGGUCCGUGACGGAUGGAGCACGCUGGAGUUGUAUCUGCAGAUUGACGGCUACAUCUCGUGUAAUUCGAUUACAUUUGUUUUAAGGUACGUAAGCAAACUGGUUAUGGAGCUAGCAUGCUUAAGACCUUUGGUUUGUGUAGCCCUCUGAUGUAAAUUCCCUGUUCAUCCCUUCUGUUUAUCAAUGAAGAACCAGCUCGGCUCGUUCAUCCAUGUUUGAUGUUCCCUGAUGUAAAUAUUUCACCAGUAUCGACGAGUAGUAGCAAUGAAGAGACCCCCAAAAAGAUAUGAUGAUUGACCUGUUUUGGCUUGCUUC